AUGCGGUUGCCGUAUUAUCUACACUCGGGGCCGGUGGUUGUUGCCGUCGGGUACGGCUUCGGCUAUUAUCAACCCGAAUGGCAACCUGAACUACGAGCGGUACAAGCUCACAGAUUUCACCGACGUGAUAUUAAAGACCAAGGUACGCCUCUCCUCUCCCCACUCCUCUCCCCCCGCCCCUUCCCCCCUCUCCCCCUCCCCACCUCCCGCGCCCAAGUCCCCCCCAUGCCUCGCGCGCUCUCCCCGUGCCUCACGCGCUCUCCCCGUGCCUCCCCGACCCACUUCUACUCCCCUCUCGUUCGUUCCCCCAUCCCUCACCCUGUCUCCUCUCAUUCCUCCUUGAUUCUUUCCACUAGUUAG
Messenger RNA from Closterium sp. Yama58-4, 360 nucleotides. The record is from the annotation of a GenBank genome assembly. Lineage: Eukaryota; Viridiplantae; Streptophyta; Zygnematophyceae; Desmidiales; Closteriaceae.